Messenger RNA from Drosophila virilis, 2571 nucleotides. Its product is annotated as sodium-coupled monocarboxylate transporter 1. The record is from RefSeq and is a predicted model, not a curated record. Gene Ontology annotation, cellular component: membrane. Lineage: Eukaryota; Metazoa; Arthropoda; Insecta; Diptera; Drosophilidae. Gene Ontology annotation, biological process: transmembrane transport; sodium ion transport. Gene Ontology annotation, molecular function: symporter activity.
CGCGUAGGCUUUAAGUUUAGUUUAUCGUUGCGACUUGUGAGUGUUACUUGUGUGAUCGCUGGGCUAAUUGUGAUUGUUAUCCUGAUUCUAAAGGAUCAGCACAGGAAGUCAAUAAAAAUAAACACAUAAAAGCAACUUGCGGUCUACAGAAUUAUGUCAACGACUAUUGAGGAGGAGGGCACGACAAUGGCGGCGGCGGAGACUCUUAAUACGCCGUCGACUGUGGCCAAUGCUUUUGUUCAGACAGUCCAAUCCAUAAUUAGCAGCACAACAUCAAAAGCAACAACAACAAGUACCGCAGCCUUAGCCAGCACCACCACCACUAGCACAGCCGCUCCAGCAACAGGAACAACCACAUUAUCAACGCCAUCAUCGUCCAGCAUGACGGAGAAGCUCAGCGUGAGCGAUUUAAGCAGCGCACUGCAACAUUUUGGAAUUGUUGAUUAUUUGGUUUUCAUAGCCAUGCUGGUGGUCUGUGCCGUAAUUGGCUUCUAUUUCGGCUUCAUCGAAAAGAAGAAGAAAAAGCAAAAGGGCCAAGUGCCCGCCGAUGAAAAAGAUGGUCCCGGGGCUGCUGGCAUCGAGGAGCGGCGCGGCUCGGAAGCAUUGGAUUACUUGGUGGGUGGACGCAAAAUGAAAGUGUUUCCGGUCUCGCUGUCAUUGGUGGCUAGUUUUGUUUCGGGCAUUUCAUUGCUGGGCACCUCAACGGAGAUCUAUGUUUAUGGUACCCAAUAUGCCUUUAUACUCAUUACACUGGCCAUAUCGGGACUUAUAUCGUGGUAUAUCUUUUUGCCUGUUUUCUGCAAUCUACAAUUAACUUCCACUUAUGAGUACUUUGAGAGACGUUUCAGCCGACGCAUGCGUAUAUUCGGGGCCUCACUCUUUGUGCUCAAGGCGAUCAUUUGGCUGCCCAUUGCGGUGUACGUGCCCGCGCUAACCUUCAAUCAAGUUAGUGGAAUUGGAGUGCAUACCAUAACACCAAUUGUGAUUGUCAUUUGCACCUUCUAUACCACUGUCGGAGGCAUUAAAGGCGUCGUUUGGACGGAUGUGGUCCAAAGUGUUAUUAUGUAUGGCUCACUGGUGAUUAUUAUGAUCAAGGGAACCCUGGAUCUCGGUGGGUUUGGUGUAGUCUGGCAGCGUAAUUUGGAGGGCGGACGGCUCAAUUUGCCUGACUGGAGUCUGGACCCAACAGUGCGUAUGAGCGUCUUUUCGGUGUUUGUUGGCGGUACUUUCUUCAAGCUGCAGAACACCUCGAUCAAUCAGGCCACCAUUCAGCGUUUUAUGAGCUUACCCUCCUUAAAGCAAAUCAAGCAAACGCUCUUCACCUUUAGCAUUGGGUUGAUUCUUCUCUAUAUGAGCUGUGUCUAUGUGGGUCUGGUGUGCUACGCCACGUAUUAUGACUGCGAUCCAAUGACCACGGGUCUGGCUGGACGUCGGGAUCAGCUGGUGCCGCUGAUGGUUAUGCGCGUGCUGAGUGUUGUGCCUGGACUGCCGGGUAUGUUCGUCUCCGCCGUAUUUAGCGCUGCUCUAAGCUCGCUCUCAACGCUGCUCAACUCAUUGGCGGCCGUCAUACUGGAGGACUUUGUCAAGCCACGUAUGCGCAAUAAGCCUAUGACGGAGCGCACAGUAGCAUUGAUAAUGCGUCUGGUUGUGAUUGUAUUUGGCAUUAGUUCUAUAUUUAUGGUCUAUGUGGUUGAGCAUCUGGGCAUGGUGCUGCAGCUGUCGGCCACACUACAGUCCAGCUUAUACGGUCCCAUGCUAGGCAUAUUUACCGUGGGCAUGUUAAUGCCCUGGGUGGGCGAGAAGAGCAUGUUUUUAAGCAGCGUUCUAUCAUUUGCUAUAAUGGCUUGGAUUACGGUCAAUGCACAAAUUGCAAAUGUGAGCGGCUCAUUUCGUCAUACCAAGCUGCCAGUUUCUGUGGAGCAUUGUGACUACGAGUUUGAUAUGAAUCGCUAUCUUAACUCAACAGCGGAAUAUGAGCCACACAGCGGCUCAUCUAUAUACCAUAUGUCUUUCCUAUUGUACACCUUGACUGGCGCUUCCUUAAAUAUUGUUCUUUCAAACUUGGCGACGUUUAUCUUUGGGCGUCAGGAUAUGAAUUCUGUGGACACGCAGCUCCUAGCUCCGUUUGUUCAACGGCUUAUACUCAAAAAUAGUUAUUAUGAGACCGUAGAGCUGAAGAAAAGAUCAGUAAUCGGUGAGCGCUUGGAUUAGAGCUCAGAUAGUUUCAAUUUGUUGACCUAAGUUAGUUUCACAUUCUUAAUUCUUUAUUGCCGUAUUCAGAAGUUAAUUAUAUUUAAAGUUUGUACCUUUUCUCUUCCAAGACGUUUUGCCUCAGCUUCUGAGAUUUUGAAAUUUGUGAGCCAGGAACCUACUUUUAUAACUCACUUUUGUGAAUAGUUAAUAAUAAUCAAUGCAUUAAUGUAAUAAUGCCACCCUUUGUUGUUCAUGUUAUUCCACAUACUAUAUAUUUUAUUUUUUAGCAAAUUUUCAUUGAAAUUCUUGAGAAUUUUGAAUAAUUCAGUUUAAUAAUGUAAAAUCUUGUACGACAAUAAAUUUGUGUAAUAUGUAUAA